Molecule: messenger RNA, 369 nt
Organism: Monascus purpureus
Lineage: Eukaryota; Fungi; Ascomycota; Eurotiomycetes; Eurotiales; Aspergillaceae
Source: the annotation of a GenBank genome assembly
AUGAACGCCCUCAAAGACAAGCUUCAAGCAAUGGUGAAUUCUGCUAUGGCCACCAAUUCUGGACCAAAACGCCUCCUCAACCCCAGUAGCCCAGGCCGUCGUUUGUGGCCUUCCGACACGCCAAAGAACAACGCAGAGUGGGAAAUCCGGCUUGAUGCUGGAGAAGCCAGGAAAGACAAUUCUGAUGUGGUCGCUGUAAAAUUGCAGAUUAACAGGGAAGCCAAAACCAAGGGUCUCAAGGACCUGGUCAAGGCGAAUGGGACCCAUUACACGUAUGCAACGGCGUGGGUUAAUGUCAAAGAACCCCCGACGAAGGAGGCGGCGGAUAAGCUUGUCGAUGAUCUGAUCAAAGACCUGGGGGAUGACUGA